AUGGACAAAAUAAAUCAAGUGCUUGUAUUAAUUUUCGUGACUUUUAUAAUUUGUUUCUUUAUAAGAUACGGAGAAAGCAGUGAUCAGUCGGAAGUGUAUAGACAGAAGAGAUAUUUGAGUUUUCGAAAUGUGUCCCAUUUCUUUGUUCGUUUCAACUUCAAAGCGAAUAUGGUCCCUUGGAAUCAAAUUUUCGCACAAGCGCUUGGCUUCCGGAUGAACUGGGAUGACCCUCCAGACUCGUUUUAUCCUUACCAUCAUCUAAGCCGACGUGCUGUAUUUAGAAAUAUGGAAAUAUUAUUGAACAGAAAUGGCUUGAAUGGCUUUCAUUGCGUUCGUCGAGCGAUUUGUGAAGCUAAUGAAAUAAAUGAACCUGAAGCGAUUUAUUUUAAAAUUCUCAAAAUUGUAUUCAGGCAACAGUCUUCCGAAACAGAGAAGUGGCAUGGAAAUACUGAAGAAGAUUGUCAAAUAUCUACCUACACAUGCCCGUUGUCUUUACUUGAGGUUUCGCCGUACACUGAUAUCUAA
This is a messenger RNA of Nymphalis io (European peacock), 525 nucleotides long. RefSeq lists its product as uncharacterized. The transcript is spliced from 4 exons. The record is from RefSeq and is a predicted model, not a curated record. The coding region runs from base 1 to 525 and encodes 174 amino acids. Lineage: Eukaryota; Metazoa; Arthropoda; Insecta; Lepidoptera; Nymphalidae.